This is a messenger RNA of Funneliformis mosseae, 399 nucleotides long. The record is from the annotation of a GenBank genome assembly. Lineage: Eukaryota; Fungi; Glomeromycota; Glomeromycetes; Glomerales; Glomeraceae.
AUGACGGAGUUUGACGAAAAAGAUGAUGAGACCAUCAAGAAUUUAAUGUUUCAUUUUGAGAAACGUCCAGAUCGAUUUGUAAAGAUUAGUGAAUUCAUGCCGAAAUACACACCAAAACAAUUAUCUAAUCGUUGGAGAGACCAUCUCGAUCCUAAUAUAUGUAAGGAAGCUUUUACGGAGGAUGAAAAACGAUAUAUUAUUGAACAGACUCCAAAUUACCGAAAAUCGAAUAAAAUUUGUUGGAAAUGUUUAAGUUCAGGCAUGAAAAAAAUUUUUAAUAGGCGUCAUUCCAACAAUAAGAUCAAAAAUUAUUGGAAUGCAAAUCAAAGACGUCAGAAAAAGAAGAAUUCUAAGCUAAAUGUUCCCUUUUUUAUAAAUGAUGAAAAUGGAGAAAAAUAA